Messenger RNA from Suillus paluster, 726 nucleotides. RefSeq lists its product as uncharacterized. The coding region runs from base 205 to 693 and encodes 162 amino acids. The transcript has a single exon. The record is from RefSeq and is a predicted model, not a curated record. Lineage: Eukaryota; Fungi; Basidiomycota; Agaricomycetes; Boletales; Suillaceae.
UCUACUGUAGGAUGAGCGGCCGCCUUGGGAGGUCGGAUUCGCAUCAGCGUGCCGCAUACUUGAUACAGGGAAGGACGGGCAACAUAAUUGUCCUGUACCCUACUCCUUCCUACCUGUCAUCCUUCUCAAGGAAGGUCCACUUUGCCACAUCUGGUCGUCCUGCCCAACCACAACAUUAUCUGCAUUCAUUCAACUUGUUAGUCUAUGCAUCACCCACCCAUCGUUACUCCCUCAACUCGCGUCUUCUUGCAACGAACCAGGUCGACAACCUCUGUCAUAUUCUGUGUCUAUCGCAUUCGUUCUAUAUUAUUCUUCACUUUAUCGUAUUCUUUAACUCCCCUGUUGACUACCUGGUUCGUUGUGGGGCAGUUUCUUGCAUUCUCUGUCCCGUAUCCCCAUCGCGCGAACCGCUUCUUUGUGCUUUUACUCUACCCUUUACUUGCACAUUGUCCGCGCAUUCAUCCUCGUCAUUGUUGCAGCAAUCUCUCUACCACAUCGAACUCUGUCUACAAUUACAUUUGCAAUCUGAAGGGCUCAAAGGGUGUUUCCAUUAUUAUGGUUCUUAGCGAGAAUGUUCGGUGCUGGAUUUUCUCCGGUGGGCCACACGUUUCUAUCCAUGAGAACAAGGGCGUGUAUAUCUCUCGCACAGCAACAGAGAACGAAAAAUGUCCGAGAGUGGGGACUAGGAGCUGAUAAGUAUUGUGAGAAGUCCUGGUUCUCAGUUGA